Messenger RNA from Aspergillus caelatus, 789 nucleotides. RefSeq lists its product as uncharacterized. The record is from RefSeq and is a predicted model, not a curated record. Bases 283 to 576 code for a protein of 97 amino acids. The transcript has a single exon. Lineage: Eukaryota; Fungi; Ascomycota; Eurotiomycetes; Eurotiales; Aspergillaceae.
UGGAAGCCUAGUAGAUAGACCGGGGUCCCCGCGGUCAACACAAAGAGCUUGGCCUGGCUCACAUCAACACAGGUGACCAUUUCGCUGGCCAUGACAUCCCAGCGGUCAGGCUUGACGGUCCGAGCCGUCAACGCCGAAAAACGACGGCCAUCACAUCGCUCAUUAGAUCGGCCCUAGCUGGGAACAAUCCUUGCCCCCUUGGGCAGCGAAGCGCAGAGUAAGCAUCAGAGAUCACAUCCUCUGGCACGCGGUCCUUGUAGUAUUCAUUAUUUCCCCCUAGUUAUGCAUAAUACCUCAAGUAGAUGUAGCAGGCGGCGAUGUUUGUUUCCUUUUUUCUCUUCUGCUUUCUUUUUGUUCUUGCAUCAUCAUCGAGAAGAAGGAUCAUGCAGGCCAGAGGACACCGCUGCGAUAUCGCAAGUAGAAUCAGCUUAUGGUUUCUUGGGCGCCUAUCGGUUUAUUCUGACAGCUGUCAUUGGCGCAUUGACCCUCCAUCACACUUCGACUAUCAUAUGCAGUGGACGAGCGCGUGCCUCAUCCUGGCUCACUUGUUCUGCCAAGAGAAUUGACUCCUGCUGAUCCAAUAAGGGGUACUUUUCAUUAGCCUUGUUUUCUUUUUCUUCCUCGUUCUCAUAUUGUACGGUACGGUACAGUCCACCAUUCCAGGGCUGCGAGUUUGCCCAAAGUGGUUGUACGAUCAGCGCGGCAAUAUCGGAUCAAGGUAAAUAUAUACAGUACAGCAGUUAUACGUCAAGAGACAACCCUCUCUGAAACGUUCAAGGCGGCGGUGUG